AUGAAUGGCAAUGAAUCUGAUAGUGCGUUGCUACGAAAGUACAAGAACCAGGUGAAACUGCUAACGGAAGAGAUUGCGCACCAUGAAAACGAACAAUCGGUGAGAGACUGGCAAAUCGAUGAGCUAAAGGUAAAGCUGAGGUCGGUAACCGAAGAGUUAAAAAACGUGAAGCAAGACCUGGAAUUUGAGACGCAACGAUCGCAAACUCUGGAAGAAGCAAACAGCGAACUGCAAUUGAGACUGCGUGAGUCCAAAUCACAGCACACUGCGAUUCUACAAGAGCUGGAACAGCUGAAGAGCGAGAAACGCGUUAUCAGCGAGAGGAUAAGGCAAUCGUACGUAGAAUUGGGAACAAGGAGGAAGAUCAGUACCAACCUGAUACCAGACAACAACAGUGACGACGAAUACGAAUACAAAGAUGGAAAUGGAAAUGGGAAGGAUCACGAUGUUUUAGAAGGCACUGUCGCCAAUAGAAGAAUAUCUUCUAGAAAAUUUUCAUCUAAGACGACGACAAGUGAGGAACAAGAAUUGUCAUCAUUUGAUGAAUGGAGCGACGAUGAGGUUGAUGAGUUGCACGAGAUCGAACAAGAUGGCGAUGCCCUAGAACCAAAACAUGAACCUGCUGCUAGCCAAACGUUGCUUCAACAAUACGAAACUUUAAUUGAUGAUCUGCAGCAUGAAAAUGAAAAACUGGUAGCACAGCUUCGGAUCCAAGCCCUCAGAACAGCAAAUAUAAGCGUCAGCCCGCCGUUACGAAAAUUCCUGCACGAAACGUAUCCCGUGAUGGCGAAAAGACCGACCUAUAUACUUCUAUGGCAACCCUGGUUCAGCAGCAGCAGCAGCUGUCCAGGAGGAAAGUUUAAACCAGUAUCCAUGGGGGUACUUCUAGACAUUGACAUGUAA
Molecule: messenger RNA, 903 nt
Organism: Kluyveromyces marxianus DMKU3-1042
Lineage: Eukaryota; Fungi; Ascomycota; Saccharomycetes; Saccharomycetales; Saccharomycetaceae
Exons: 1
Coding region: 1-903 (300 amino acids)
Source: RefSeq, a predicted model, not a curated record